Molecule: messenger RNA, 1418 nt
Organism: Triticum aestivum (bread wheat)
Lineage: Eukaryota; Viridiplantae; Streptophyta; Magnoliopsida; Poales; Poaceae
Product: F-box protein At5g03100
Exons: 2
Coding region: 136-1341 (401 amino acids)
Molecular function (GO): protein binding
Source: RefSeq, a predicted model, not a curated record
AUUUUCAACGCAACAGUGGCUGGAUGUUACGUAUAAAAGGCCUAGGCCAAAGCGCUCCUACGAUUCAACAAAUCGCAUCACCACCACGCACGUAACCCCCAGUGGGUCACUUGGAAGGCUCAACCGUGCGUGGCAAUGGAGAUCGAAUCCAACCCAAAGUAUUGCAGAGUUAUUAGAAGAGCAUCAUCCGAGGAGGACCGGCUGAGUGGCCUCCCCGACGACGUCCUCCACUCGAUCGUCGGCCGGGUCCCCCUCAAACAAGCCGUCCGCACCAGCGCCCUUUCCACGCGGUGGGCGUGCCUGUGGCUCCACGCGCUCGCCGCCUCCGCCGUCGUCGACUUCACCGACCGCGACUUCGUCCGCGGCCAGUCCCCGGAGCAGAUUGUGACCACGGUGAACCGCUGCCUCGAGGUACACGGCGCCGCGCCCAUCGACGUGUUCCGCGUGGCGUUGUCCCCGUUCGACGCGUUUGGGCGGGACGUCGUCCGAUGGGCCGCGACCGCCUUGGGGAGAGGCGCCAGGGAGGUGGGGGUAGACCUGACGCAGCACGCCGACGACCGCGGGUUCCUGGAGCUUCACGGGGACCUCUUCCAGGCCGAGAGCUCCCUCGCAGUGCUCAGCCUCGGCCGGUGCAGCCUCCGCGACGUCCCGCCCGGCACGGCGGGGCUCGCCGGCCUGACAUCGCUCUCCCUCAACCAAGUCGACGUCACCGACGAUGCUCUCCGGGACAUGGUGUCCGGGUGCCGGGUGCUCGAGUUUCUGAGCCUGAAGAGCUGCCACCUCCUUGUGUAUGUGAGGGUCGCCAGCGAGAGUCUGCGGGGCCUAGAGAUCGUGCGCUGCCUGGCAAUGCGCCACCUGCAGGUGGACGCGCCCGUGCUGGAGUCUGUUGCCUACCACGGCGACGUCCUCAUCUGGAGAGAGGACGAGCCGUCCGGCGUGGAGUUCGUUGGCCCAGGCGGCAGGACCGAUGCCAGGCCGGAGCUAAAGGACGCGUACCUGACCCACAUCGGUUAUGCCGAAUACGACGAAGUAAUUCACGAGUUCGCCUACUCAGGCUUCCUGGAUCAGGUCUCGCAUGCCAAGAUUUUGACACUUUGUUCCGUGGGCAUGCUGCACAUGGAAGAAGAGCGACUGUUCUUUGAGGCCAGUGUGGAUACCCCGAACCUCGAAGAGCUGCAGCUGCUUAUGGACUCCAUGGGCGACGACGAUGUUACUCGCUUCUCCGUAUUCUUUGAGGUCUUCGAGGCGCCGCUCCUCGAGCGCCUCUUUAUCCGGGUAAGCAUCCUGAUACAUGACCAUUCCAACCUAAAUUCCCAUGGCGUGCUGUUAGACUAUGUAUAGCUUCUGUACCUAUGUACGUAUAUGAUACAUAUUGUAACACAACCAUUAUAUAUAAUGAGAUAAGCCACCCCUAGAGG